This is a messenger RNA of Megalobrama amblycephala (Wuchang bream), 1502 nucleotides long. RefSeq names its product ATPase H+ transporting V0 subunit cb (gene atp6v0cb). The record is from RefSeq and is a predicted model, not a curated record. Gene Ontology annotation, biological process: proton transmembrane transport. The transcript is spliced from 3 exons. Gene Ontology annotation, cellular component: proton-transporting V-type ATPase, V0 domain. NCBI's taxonomy places the organism in Eukaryota, Metazoa, Chordata, Actinopteri, Cypriniformes, Xenocyprididae. Bases 203 to 664 code for a protein of 153 amino acids. Gene Ontology annotation, molecular function: proton-transporting ATPase activity, rotational mechanism.
UUUUCCGCCAUUUUGUACCGCAGAUUCAUCCGACAGUAUCCGUGACAAGCAGUUUCCAUCAUCUGAUUGGGAUUUAAAACCAUUGUUCUCUACCAAAAGCUUUAUCCUCAGACCCCGGUUUCCGUCAAUUUGUACGGUUCUGCUUGUGUCCAGCAGUAUUAGUUCGGUAUUAUUGGGGUUUUGAGGUGAAAUUAGAGGAAUUAUGUCGUCGGGAAGCCCUGAAUACUCACCGUUCUUCGCAGUGAUGGGCGCAUCAGCAGCGAUGGUCUUCAGCGCGUUGGGCGCGGCGUAUGGCACAGCGAAGAGCGGCACGGGUAUCGCUGCCAUGUCUGUGAUGCGUCCAGAGCUGAUCAUGAAGUCCAUCAUUCCUGUGGUCAUGGCGGGAAUCAUCGCUAUAUACGGCCUGGUGGUGGCCGUCCUCAUCGCCAACGGCAUUUCAGAAAAGAUUACUCUCUACAAGAGUUUCUUGCAUCUGGGCGCAGGCCUCAGCGUGGGUCUGAGCGGGCUGGCGGCCGGUUUUGCCAUCGGCAUCGUGGGAGAUGCGGGCGUCCGUGGCACCGCCCAGCAGCCGCGCCUCUUCGUUGGCAUGAUCCUCAUUCUGAUCUUCGCUGAAGUCCUGGGUCUCUACGGCCUCAUCGUAGCCCUGAUUCUCUCAACCAAAUAAACUGGCAGUCAGCAUGCGGCGCUGCCGGACCACACGACGGGGGACGUGGAACAAAAAAUAAAGUGGGAAGGGGGGGAAAAAAUAAAUGGUACCUUAAACUAAAAUGAAAUUAGAUGAAUUGAGAGGUGGGGAAAUAAUCCUACACAUUAUAACAGGCUCUGCGUUUGGUUUUAUCUCUGAAAGUGUACAGUCGUCCAGUUUGAUAGUUUUGAUUUCUUGUAAAUGCGGUAUAUAGUGAUUUUGUCCUGUGUCUGUGAAGAAAAAAUAAUAUAAUAAUAAUAAUAAUAAUGUAAUAGAUCUCAUUCUCUGUUUGUUUCCCACACCCCUCCUGCCUAUCGAUCUGUUAGCCAAUCACGCGUUCUCUUUCACUCCCUUCACGCUAGAGAGGGAAACGCACGAACGCCUCUGGUUCCUGUCUCUUCCUGUCACGUGAUUCGGGAGUUUUAUGAAUUUCCACAUUGGUGUCAAAGAAGUGUUUGUGAAGUGGAAAAAUGCACUGAUGAAUCUCUAUGUGGAAUGGAAUAGUUUUUGUUAACGUCCAUUUUUGUUUUCCGCUGAUUUUAUUUAUUAAGAUACUGUUCAUGAAAAUGUACUUGAAGCUCCUCAAAUCCUUUGAAUUGAUAUUUAUAUAAGCAUAAAUCUAUAUAUAUACACAGAGAUAUAUAUAUAUAUAUAAGAAUAGACCUGCACUGGCCGUGGUUCUGGUUCUGAGUGCAGUGUUGGGGAGAAUUUCGGCUUGAUGUGUGUAUCUAUGGUUGUUUCCUGUGUAUAUCUGAUGUUUGGUUGUAUUAAAGGUGUGCGUGUGCCCCUCGUGGGUCUCACAAGUGUCAUUUCCAUA